This is a messenger RNA of Hypanus sabinus (Atlantic stingray), 925 nucleotides long. RefSeq lists its product as uncharacterized. Bases 18 to 716 code for a protein of 232 amino acids. The transcript has 2 exons. Lineage: Eukaryota; Metazoa; Chordata; Chondrichthyes; Myliobatiformes; Dasyatidae. The record is from RefSeq and is a predicted model, not a curated record.
GACGUACAGCCCUGCACAUGUUGGAGGAUGUUUUGGCAUUCGAGCGCAAGUUGACAGUGCUUGCCAGAGAUUUACAGAAAGGCACUUUGUCUCACUUCCCCAAUUUGAGAGAGUUCAAACAAGGUCACGACAUGAUAAAUUCGGGGUAUUUACAUUCUGCAAUCAUCGCAAUGCAAACAUCGUUUGGGAAACGCUUCUGUGAGUUCAGAGAGGAAAAAAACACAUUAUCCUUCCCGGUCACUCCCUUAAGCAUCGAUCCUUCCCUACUGAAUACGACUGCAUUGGCAGGUGUGAGUCAACCUGAUCUUGAGAUGGAACUGGCCGACAUAGCCGACAAAGACAUAUGGGUGUCCAAGUUUAGACGCUUGACAGCAGACCUUGAAGAUGUUGCCCGUCAGAAGGCCGUUCUUGCUCAGAAACACAAAUGGAGUGAUAUUGAAAACCUUCCAAAACCGGACAAACUUGUGUUCGAAACAUGGAAUGCUAUGCCCGACAUUUAUGUAAACAUUAAAAAGUAUGCGCUUGGAGUCCUGUCGAUCUUUGGAUCCACAUAUGUAAGUGAGCAGGUGUUCUCCAACAUGAACUUUAUUAAAAACAAACAUCGCGCACGCCUCACAGAUGACAGCUUGCGAUCCUGUGUAAAGAUGAAGGUGACGUCAUACAGCCCUGAUGUGCAGACGCUGUGCGCUGAGGUCCAGGAGCAGAAAUCCCAUUAACCAAGCUGACAGCUGGCUGAUGUUAUUUUUGGUUUGCUGCUGGCGGAAAAUUUAAGUUCGGCGUUUUUCAUAAAUACAAGAAGGACUCAAAUAGACAUUGAGUAUUUUACUUAAAAGUAACUUUCAACCCAACGUCUUUUUUUCGGAGUUCAAAAUGUUUUUGUUGCAUGCAGAAAUGUAAUUUCGUUUUCUCUGCAGGAGUUCAUCAA